This is a messenger RNA of Didymodactylos carnosus, 657 nucleotides long. Lineage: Eukaryota; Metazoa; Rotifera; Eurotatoria; Philodinida; Philodinidae. The record is from the annotation of a GenBank genome assembly.
AUGGAUUUACAUUUAUUUUUAGCUUAUCCACGUGCUGAAUGUAGUUUUUUUGAAGAUUUACCACGAUUUACUACCGAUGCCAAACUUUUAUCCGCUGUCACUGCUAAGAUGGGUGGUAUAGAACUGCCAGCAAGAUCAUUAUACGUGCAAUAUGAUAAAGACACUGGUAAUGCAAUUGUUCUAGUAACAAAGUCCGCUAAAACAUGGACAACGGAAAUUGUCUUAACAAUUGACGGACGAAAAGUACCACAGGAAAAGACACUUGCUGAUCGAGUACUUGUCUCUCCUGUACCUCGUGGUUUUGAUGUGAAUCGUAUCAUCUGUCACGACUUAUUUGCAAAUCGAGUUAUUGAACACAAUCAUUUUAAUGAUCAGUUUAUUUUAGAACUCAAUAAUGUGGACAAUUAUAAGUAUUGUUUGGACAAAGGGCUUGUGAAAAUAGAUGGUACAAUGAUGGAAAUUAAACCAUAUGCUCUUAUUUUUGAUCCAGAAACCAUGGAUAUUCAUGCUGAAAACUGGUAUGAGACAGAUAUGCUCGAGAUCAAACCAGAUAUUAUGACACUACUACAUAAUCCUCAACAACAUCCAAUCUUUCAUUAUCAAUGGAAUGCUCAAAAUUGGAUUGAACAACUUCGAAAACUGGAGUCAACACAAUAG